UAUACCUUUGGCCAAUUGGUCCACAGCAGCCAGUAUACCCGUGCCCCGCCCACUCUUUUUACGGGUUCAGAGGACCUGACCCUCGAAAGAGGGUGCUCUCCACAAUAACAACACCACCAAAAUAACAAAAUUGAAGCCGGCACCAACAAAAGCGCGUCAAAACAGCCACAAAAUGAAUCCCGGAAGCCUCAACGAUGUUGAAUCUCGUGUAGCUUCGGCUGCUACAUGGUUUAAUGAAGGUUACUGCGAUUCUGUAUCAGCAGCGGCUCGGAAAUUCGGGGUUCCCCGAGCCCGGUUAAGAUACCGCUUGGAGGGCCGGCAACCAAGAAAGGUCGCCCUGCCACCAAUACGACCUUGACACGCACCUAAGAGGUUGCGUUAUGCCGCUACAUUGAUAGGCUUGACUAUAUCAACCUGGCUAUACGCCCCAAGUUCAUUACUGCAGCGGCCAACCUAAUCCUACAGGCUGCAUUCAGUUCGCGGCCUUCAGCCAAGCCGGUUGUUGUUGGUCCUAACUGGACCACACGCUUCAUCAAGCGUAACAACUAUUCCCUGCGGCGUCAGAAAACAAUGGCCUCUGACUGCCAGGACUCUGAGAACCUUGAACGGGUCGAAGGCUACUUCAGGAGGCUUCGUGAGGUCAUCGCGAAGCACGGCAUACCCCCUGAGAACAUAUGGAAUCUGGAUGAGACGGGGUUCCGUAUAGGGAUCGGGAAAGACCAGCUUUGUGUGACCGGAAGGAAUAGGGCGCAUUUAUUCGGCAUCCUAUUACAAACCACUCGACUGUUAGGGUC
Messenger RNA from Lasiosphaeria miniovina, 794 nucleotides. RefSeq lists its product as uncharacterized. The record is from RefSeq and is a predicted model, not a curated record. NCBI's taxonomy places the organism in Eukaryota, Fungi, Ascomycota, Sordariomycetes, Sordariales, Lasiosphaeriaceae. The coding region runs from base 173 to 358 and encodes 61 amino acids. The transcript has a single exon.